Astrephomene gubernaculifera is the source of this 3651-nucleotide messenger RNA. NCBI's taxonomy places the organism in Eukaryota, Viridiplantae, Chlorophyta, Chlorophyceae, Chlamydomonadales, Astrephomenaceae. The record is from the annotation of a GenBank genome assembly.
CCACAAUUCGAACUUCUACCUGUUUUUCACUUACAAUUAUAGCUGUUAACGAACGUAAUAUGGCGUACGCAAAAUGCUGUCUCAGAUGACCAGGGCUUUCACAUGACCACACAGGUGGCGGCCCCUUGCCAUAACCCGCAUGCAAUUUUGUCUAGUAUUAGACCAAUUGCAUGGUACCGGGCCAGGUUACGGGCUGAGCAAACUUCGCGUCUCGUCGGCGCAGCCUCACGACCCGGAAGCUUGCAAAGUGACACCACCACCUCGCCUGUCCGAACAAGCCUUAACAACGUAGUUAGCAUCCAACACGUUGUGGAUAUUGAAUCGGAAUUACUUAGGCUUCCGCAGCCGCAACGUCUGGCUCCGCCAGUCUCGCUUAUAGCGCCCCCCAACCGCCCCCCAAUUCCCGCUCAGCUCACCACCCUCCAGCCACCCGCACCUCGGUCCCUCCCUGCCUCCUCCUCCCCUCCACCACCCACACCAUCCCAACCACCCGCAAACCCAAAUCGCGGCAUCCUCCGCCGCCUUGACCCAACCGGCAGCCAUGGUAAUCUCAAUUCCAAUGUGCCCCACAACAAGGGCAGCAGUCGCGACUCGGCCCUAUCGCCGCCCCCAAGACCGCACAACCCACAACACAACAGAAACUAUCAAGUUCUGCGGACUGGGAGCCACAGCGGCAGGCGCAGGCCGCUACAAGAGGCGCAAGUGGAGCUGGGAGGCGCUGAGACGCGCUCCACAACGACCACAGAUGCUCCUGGUAUGGUCAUGAGCAAGGCUGCCUGCUUAGCGGCCCUCUCACGCCUCGCCUUCCCUCCCGCUACCACCACCACCACACCCACCCGCACCAUCACCACCUCCUGCGCCGCCUCCUCCUCUUCCGCCGCAUCAUCAGCAGCGCUCUCCCGCACCCCCUCCCUCCACCACUGUCACGCCAGCACCACCACCAGCCGCUCGGACCUGGACCCCCUGCUGCUCCACUCGCUGCUGCACCACUGCAGGUGCGGCGGGGGGUGUGGCGGGGCGGGGGGUGACGCCAGCAGCAGCAGCGACAACAGUGCCGGCAGCAACUGCAGCAGGGACAGCAGUGCCAGCGGUGACGGCAACGGCAGCAGCGAUGGUGGGAUGUCGCUUAGCCAGCUGCUGCGAAUCAGUCGGCAGCUGCUCAAGGUGGUGAGGCCGGGGCCGGGGUCGGGCCCUCCCAGGCGGAUACCAAGAGGUGUUUGCAGGUCGCAUGCAGCAGCAGCUGAAGAGGAGGUGGAGGAGGUGGUGGAGGAGGAGGUGGAGGGCCCGGCAGGCGGGAGUAGCACGGUGCUGCUGGAGCUGCUAGAUGCGAUUGCGGGUGCGGCGGCGGGUCAGGUUGAGGAGUCGCUCAUAGCAGGGGUUCAGGCGGUGCAGGCAGCUGAGGAGGAGCAGGAGCAGCAUCGGCGGCGGAUGCAGCAGCAUCAGAGCCCCGGCAGUAUCAGCAGUGGCUCGGCCUCAGCGUCAUGUGUCACAGCGUUGCGUUUGCUUCACCUCCUCGUGAAGAUGGGUAACAGCGGCGGAAGCGGAAGCGGCAUGCAGCGUCUGACGGAGGCAGCGGCGGCGGCUGCCGUACGGUACUGCCUAGUGACGUCACUCGACGUACGGCUGCUGCAAGAUCUGAUCUGGGCGCUUGGCAAACUGGAUCCGUCGUACCACUCCUUGCCGCCUGUACGGCAGCUGCUAACGGAACUAACCGCAAGACUAGCCGAGCCCGGCCUCCUGACGGGUAUGGCUCCUGUUGGUUUGUCAAUGGUGCUGUACGGCAUGGGUAAAGUCGGGCUGCCGUACACUGAUCUGAAUGUACGACAAGCCGUGUGCGACGCGGUUGCGGUUGCGGCGGCGGCGCCUGAUUGCUCGCCGCAAGCCCUCGCGAACAUGGCUUGGGGUCUGUCUCGAACGGUGCGCGCCGCACUGACCCUCAACCCAACAACGCAGUCGUCGUCACCUGUGCCGUCCCUCGCCUCCACUGCAGCAGCAGCAGCAGCACCACCACCACCACCAGAGCUACCAAGGGGAAGCUUACCAACAACGUCAAUGACGGCAAAAGCUGCCCCAAAAUCAGCUUCCCCAACCUGUUCUGUUCCAACGGUUCAGUUCCCACCGACCGUACAGCAGGCAUCGCAUGGAGCGCUAGCAGCUGUCGCGCCUGUUCGAAUUCCGCCGGGCGGUAUCGCCAUGCAAGCAAACCGCCCCGCCCACGCCGCCCAACUGCCGCACCCUUUGUCUGCUACUGUCCUUACACAUGAUCACCCGAACGACAAUCUUCUUGUUGGCACCGCAGCUGCGGGUGACCCAACCGGGACCACGGACCCCACCAUCCCAGCCCUAAACCGCGCCUUAGUAGCCCUCACAGAGGCCUCAGAACGUACCCUGCCGGACUUCAAACCGCGUGAGAUGGCCAACCUGCUAGGCGCGCUAGCAGCACUGGGCGCCUUGGGACCGACCCAUGCCGACCCGCGGGUCACUCGGCUGCUCGCCGCCAGUCGGCGUUACGUACGGCGCCGGCUGCACGACAUGGAGUCACGUGAUCUGGCGGAGGUACUGUAUGCGUACGGCACGGCGGUUGCGCGGCAGGAGGUGGCGGAGGAGGCUGCCGAGGAGGAGAUGAUGAUGGUGAGGAUGGCGAUGAUGGGAGGGGAUCUGGCGGCUGUUAGCAGGAGGACCUUUGUCGCCCAAAGCAGCAGCAGCAGUAGCAGCGGUGGGCAUGAUGCUCAGCAGCGCAGCGGCAACGGCAGCGGCGACUCUACUGUUGCCCGUGGAGAAGAUGAAGAUGAAGAUGAUGAUGAUGGCGGUAACAACACGGCGUUUUGGCGUGCACUCGAGCAGCGCUGUGUGGCGGUGCUGCCGGGCUGCGGGUCCUACCAGGUGGCCACCCUGGUGUGGGGCUUUGCACGGGCGGGUCGGCCGGCUGGGCCGCUGGCGGCGGCGGUGGUGGGCGCGCUGGCGACUCGGUGGCCCCCUGGGGCUUGGCGGCGAGCAGGAGAAGAGGAAGAGCCGCAGGAGCGGGAGGGUCACAAAGAGCAGCGGGAGCAGAAGGAGCAGCAGCAGCAGCAGGAGCAGGAGGUAUACAAAGAGCGGCAACAGCAGGAGCGGGAGGGUUACCAAAAGCAGCAGCAACAGCAGCAGCAGCGGAGCGGGGGACGGGGUGGGAAGCCGAGUGCGUUGGUGUUGGAUUUGGAUUCGCCGGCUGAGCUGCCCGCCAGUCAGCUCGUGCGGCUGCUGUGGGGGCUGGCUAGGUGGCGUGUGGGGGUGCCCCCACCGGCCCUGCGGCGGGUGUGCGGGGUGCUGCGGCGGCGACUGGGGGAGUUCGACACACAGGCCCUGCUGCUCACCACCUGGGCCCUCGCCUCCCUCGGCUGCCCCACCCACCCCGUCCUGCAAGCCCUAGCCGACCGCCUACGGCUCUCCGCGCUGCCCUCCCUGCAGCCGCCGCAGCUGCCGCUAGCCCUCUGGGCGGUCGCCAAGGCCAUGCAAGCAGAGACACGUGGUGGCAGCGGAGGCGGCGGCGGUGGCGGUGGCGGCAGAGGUGUAGAUCUGGGGGGCGGUUUGGCGGUUGUGCGGCUGUUCCAUGCAGCUCGGGGGCCGCUGCUGGCUGCACUGCCCAGGCUGCGGCCGCAGGGUCUGGCGAUGGCG